Leptonychotes weddellii (Weddell seal) is the source of this 4560-nucleotide messenger RNA. The record is from RefSeq and is a predicted model, not a curated record. NCBI's taxonomy places the organism in Eukaryota, Metazoa, Chordata, Mammalia, Carnivora, Phocidae.
GACCGCGACUCCAUUAAAACCUAAACCGAACUAAACUAAAACUAACUUGCAUUCAUCCCUUGAGUCAGUGAGGCGGUCAUCAGUGAAAUCGGUUCAUGAUUUCAAAGUGCCUGUGCGAAGUUACUUUUGCUGGAAACUGCAGCCUGGGCUCUUGUGGUGUUCAAAUCAUUCUUCCGUCAAAUACACGUUACCCUGACCUUACAGUGGAUGAAGAUACCUCAAUGGUCUGACUUUGCCAAUUGCUCAGUUUCAGCAUUUAGGAAGGCUGGGAGGAAAGAGAAAUCCUGCCAAGAUCUGAGCAUCUCGGUGACUUAUUUUCCAGCACCAUCAAUAGCUGUGAGCGUCAACUGAAUAUUCUCCCAAGGAGUGCCAUGAUCUUGAAGUCACUUUAUUAAAAACGGUUGUGUCUGCAGAUCGGUCAAGAGACUCGGACGUUUACAGCCAGAGAUGACACUGAGCGUGCUUCUGCUGUGGCCUGCAGUCUUCAAGGGGGGCAUAUUGAUUGAUGAGUGACUGCCUGCCGAUAAAUCCUCUCCUCACUGCUUCCUGGAUUGGACUUCACUAGGCAAUCUAUCACUUACCUUCACACGCACAUGUGGGGUUUUUCACAACAGUAGUUUCAGAAUCACUGGGACCUGGAUUGAUUUCAUCAUUUGACGGAAACGAACAGAAUCCCCGGCGCCUGAGCACCAUGGCCUUGAACGUGGCCCCCGUCAGAGACACAAAAUGGCUGACAUUAGAGGUCUGCAGGCAGUUCCAGAGGGGUACCUGCUCCCGCUCCGAUGAGGAGUGCAAAUUUGCUCACCCCCCCAAGAGCUGCCAGGUGGAGAAUGGAAGAGUCAUUGCCUGCUUUGAUUCCCUCAAGGGCCGUUGUUCAAGAGAGAACUGCAAGUAUCUUCAUCCUCCAACACAUUUAAAAACUCAACUAGAAAUUAAUGGGAGGAACAAUUUGAUCCAGCAAAAAACUGCUGCCGCGAUGCUUGCCCAGCAGAUGCAAUUUAUGUUUCCAGGAACCCCACUUCAUCCAGUGCCCACUUUUCCUGUAGGUCCCGCCAUAGGGACAAAUACGGCGAUUAGCUUUGCUCCUUACUUAGCACCUGUAACCCCUGGAGUUGGGUUAGUCCCAACGGAAAUUCUACCCACCACACCUGUUAUUGUUCCCGGAAGUCCGCCCGUCACUGUCCCGGGCUCAACUGCAACUCAGAAACUUCUCAGGACUGACAAACUGGAGGUAUGCAGGGAGUUCCAGCGAGGAAACUGUGCUCGGGGGGAGACCGACUGCCGCUUUGCACACCCCGCAGACAGCACCAUGAUCGACACAAACGACAACACCGUAACCGUUUGUAUGGAUUACAUAAAGGGGCGUUGCAUGAGGGAGAAAUGCAAAUAUUUUCACCCUCCUGCACACUUGCAGGCCAAAAUCAAAGCUGCGCAGCACCAAGCCAACCAAGCGGCGGUGGCCGCCCAGGCAGCCGCGGCCGCGGCCACAGUCAUGGCCUUUCCUCCUGGUGCUCUUCAUCCUUUACCAAAGAGACAAGCCCUUGAAAAGAGCAAUGGUGCCAACACGGUCUUCAGUCCCAGCGUCUUGCACUACCAGCAGGCUCUCAGCAGUGCGCAGCUGCAGCAGCAUGCGGCCUUCAUCCCAACAGGGUCAGUUUUGUGCAUGACUCCCGCUACCAGUAUUGUACCCAUGAUGCACAGCGCUACGUCAGCCACUGUCUCUGCAGCAACAACUCCUGCAACAAGUGUCCCCUUCGCAGCAACAGCCGCAGCCAAUCAGAUAAUUCUGAAAUAAUCAGCAGACACGGAAUGGAAUGCCAAGAAUCUGCAUUGAGAAUAACUAAACAUUGUUACUGUACAUACUAUCCUGUUUCCUCCUCAAUAGAAUUGCCACAAACUGCAUGCUAAAUAAAGAAUUAGUUCUUCCGGACAGACCACAACUGUAAGAAGCUAGUGCUGCUAUAUCAUAUAUGAGUAUUAAAUAUGGUAUGCUUAGUAUAUUCCAACCUAAGAUAGUUAACUACCUGCGACCAGCUGUGACGUUUAAAGACAUAAAGGAUAAAGUUUACUUUUCAAGGGUUUCUAAACAUAGUUUCUGUCCUAGGAAUAUUGUCUUAUCUCCAUAACUAUAGCUGAUGCAGAAAAGCCCAACCAACGUACUCAUUUCGAUUGCGAAUAUUUCCAAGUUAGCAAUAAACAAUUAGCAUUAGUUAAGAAAUCUGUUCCGAGGGCAGGUUCGAUUCUAACGCCAGUUACUGUCAUUUCCUUUACCCACUGGAUCAAAGCAUAUGUUUCGCUUCUUCACAACAUGAAUGCUGCAGCAAAGGUGAGAAGUGAAGUAAAACUGACGCCUGUCCUUCAGGUCUAAAAUUUGAAUGGAAAUUCAAGCACAAGUAUGGGGGACACAUCACAGUGUGGUAUUUGGUUUGCCCGGAGAUGCCGCAUUGAAUCGUGUGAUUCUAGAAUAACAUUAACUAGAUUGAAAAAGAAACUUUGCACGGUAUGAACUUCAUACCCCACCAAACAAAGUCUUGAAGGUAUUAUUUUACAAGUAUAUUUUUAAAGUUGUUUUAUAAGAGAGACUUUGUAGAAGUGCCUAGAUUUUGCCAGACUUCAUCCAGCUUGACAAGAACGAGGCCCAUGCCAACAGUCUAAUCUAAGGGAUUAGUUGGAAAAACUAACUCACCAUCCGGUUGCCUGUUACAGAAUAACUUCGAAACUAAAAACCUAGUCAAACAACGAAGCUGUAGGUGAGGAGAUCUGUAUAAUAUUCUAAUUUAAGUAAGUUUGAGUUUAGUCACUGAAAAUUUGACUGUGACUUUAAUCUAAAUUACUAUGUAAACAAAAAGUAGAUAGUUUCACUUUUUAAAAAAUCCAUUACUGUUUUGCAUUUCAAAAGUUGGAUUAAAGGGUUGUAACUGACUACAGCAUGGAAAAAAAAAUAGUUCUUUUAAUUCUUUCACCUUAAAGCAUAUUUUAUGUCUCAAAAGUAUAAAAAACUUUAAUACAAGUACAUACAUAUUAUAUAUACACAUACAUAUAUAUACUAUAUAUGGAUGAAACAUAUUUUAAUGUUGUUUACUUUUUUAAAUACUUGGUUGAUCUUCAAGGUAAUAGCGAUACAAUUAAAUUUUGUUCAGAAAGUUUGUUUUAAAGUUUAUUUUAAGCACUAUCGUACCAAAUAUUUCAUAUUUCACAUUUUAUAUGUUGCACAUAGCCUAUACAGUACCUACAUAGUUUUUAAAUUAUUGUUUAAAAAACAAAACAGCUGUUAUAAAUGAAUAUUAUGUGUAAUUGUUUAAAACAUCCAUUUUCUUUGUGAACAUACUAGUGAUUGAAGUAUUUUGACUUUUGAGAUUGAAUGUAAAAUAUUUUAAAUUUUGGCAUCACCGCCUGUUCUGAAAACUAGAUGCACCAACCAUAUCAUUUUUGUUGGAGAAAAAAAAGAAAUCCACCAUUUUAAUUCAUGUCAGUCGACGUCUAAUGACCAUCUUAUAUUGUAGAUUUGAUAACCCCAUCGAAAGAAAAUCACAUAAGUGUGAUCUUACAUCGUGCUUGUAUCGUGGCAUUUGUUUUAAUUUGUGGGAAAGUAUUGUAUCUAAUUUGUAUUUCUUUGGUAGUUUCAUCUUUAUGUAUUAUUGAUCUUUGUAAUUUUCUCAACUAUAACAAUGUAGUUACGCUACAACUUACCUAAAACAUUCAAACUUGUUUUCCUCUUUUCUUUUUUCUUUCUUUGUUAUUUCACUUAAACUCAUUGAAAACAUAGUAUACAUUACUAAAAGAUAAAUUACAGGAAUCACUGAAAUAUUUUUGUAGACUAAUUGUUGUCACGGUGUCUUUCUUUUGUUUCAUGAUUUUGAUUUUUAAAAUUAUUAGCACACAGCUAUUUUCAGCCCUUUAAUAAUGGGAGCAUCAGAAACAUCACCUGUAUCCCCAGACAAAUAUAGAAGACUGUAUUUUUACUAUGAUAUCCAUUUUCCAGAAUUGUGAUUAUAAUAUGCAAAGAGUCAUAAAUAUGCCAUUUACAAUAAGGAGGAGGCAAGGCAAAUGCAUAGAUGUACAAAUAUAUGUACAACAGAUUUUGCUUUUUAUUUAUUUAUAAUGUAAUUUUAUAGAAUAAUUCUGGGAUUUGAGAGGAUCUAAAACUAUUUUUCUGUAUAAAUAUUAUUUGCCAAAAGUUUGUUUAUAUUCAGAAGUCUGACUAUGAUGAAUAAAUCUUAAAUGCUUUGUUUAAUUACAAAAAUAAAAUCACCAGUAUCCAAGACAUGAAGAUAGCAAUUCAACAAAUACCGUAGUUAAGAGAUGAACUCGCCACUUGUGUGGGAACUACAUUUCACUCUUGGUUUUCAGGAUAUAACAGCACUUCACAGAAAUAUUCUUUCAGCCAUACCACUGGUAACAUUUCUACUAAAUCUUUCUGUAACACUUAAAGAAUUCCCUCAUUCAUUACCUUACAGUGUAAACAGGAGUCUAAUUUGUAUCAACUCUAUGUUUUGGUUGUAAUAUUCAGUUCACUCACCCAAUGUACAACCAAUGAAAUAAAAGAAGCAUUUAAAAGGA